Coccidioides posadasii C735 delta SOWgp is the source of this 2848-nucleotide messenger RNA. It is a transcript of the gene YAP1, whose product is annotated as DNA-binding transcription factor yap1. Gene Ontology annotation, biological process: regulation of DNA-templated transcription. Gene Ontology annotation, molecular function: DNA-binding transcription activator activity, RNA polymerase II-specific; transcription cis-regulatory region binding. Gene Ontology annotation, cellular component: RNA polymerase II transcription regulator complex. NCBI's taxonomy places the organism in Eukaryota, Fungi, Ascomycota, Eurotiomycetes, Onygenales, Onygenaceae. The record is from RefSeq and is a predicted model, not a curated record.
CCCGUGCUGGCCUGAGCUGACCGGCGUGGACUUUGCAGCCUGGAUGAACUUGUUAUCGCACCAGUGGUGCUCUCGCUUGGAUCGGACGGCGCCCUAUCCUUCGCAUCCUUGUGGCCUUAUCUUGACAGCCUGCCUGUCACCCCGCCUUCAUUUCGAGACCUCCACCACCCUUUUUCGUCCCAGCUGGCGAUAGUUGCACAUCGCUGAGAGGUCUUCGACAGUAAUCUUUUCGUGUUUGCGACCUGUGGCUGUCUGCUUGUUCUGUUCAGGCAUCGACUACCGUUCCCCGCAAUAAUUGCGCAGAACGCGACAAUCAAAACGCCAACUACGUCGGGUGGCCAAUUCCCCCCUCCAAUUGCCCCGACGUUCCAGCUCCUCUGACCGAAACAAUCCGCUCCCCAAAAUUCAACCGUUGAUACAGACCAGGUCGCUCUACCAGCGACGCGGAGCGACAGGGAUUUCUGACCUACACCUGGAUAGCCCAUCAGAACGAAUUCACAUAGCCCAGACAAACCCUAUCAUCGACGGGAAACUACUUCGUCCCUUUACACAGUUGAACUUAUAUCUCCCCAUCUAUAUCACCCAAGUUCCUGGAGACAUUUCUUUUAAUUUUCCUGUACAGUCCCUUUCUCUUCUUUGCAUUCGAGAUAUUAUUAGUCGUCCGUAUUUCACGAGAGGGAAAAGAAACUCGCUGAAACUCCGACACCACGUCUGCAACGAUGUCUGAUUUCGACUCCCUCUAUCAACGCAGCGUUUUCUUUACUCCUGAUCAACAGGAUCUCCUCUUUGCUGCACUUACAUCUCCUGACCAGACAAUGAAACCCCAAGUCGAAACGACCUUCGAUGGCAUGCCUGUUAAAACUCAACACUCGCCCCAUCAACAUGGCUCGUCAUCCCACGAUCUCUUCAACUCUCCUUCAGAUCAUGUCGCCCCCGGUUCAGGGAAUUUGAGUUUUGCGGACGACAGCCCUUUUCUCGAUUUUAGUCUCGAUCCCGAUUUUGAAGCUGGCAGCGGCGAGGCGUUGAUCGGAGAUCUUCCUGGUGCAGAGCCGCGUGAGAAAAGAAAGAGUAUUGACGGGAAAGAGGAAGAGGAAAGCGGGAAAAAGAGAAAGGAAAAUGAAGAAAAAGUAGCCAAAAAACCUGGAAGGAAACCGCUAACCUCCGAACCGACGUCGAAGCGCAAGGCGCAGAAUCGUGCGGCGCAGCGAGCCUUUCGUGAGCGUAAGGAAAAACAUCUGAAAGACCUUGAAACCAAAGUCGAGGAUCUCGAGAAGGCAUCCCAAGCCGCCAACCAUGAGAACAGCCUGCUUCGCGCUCAAAUAGAAAGAUUGCAAGUCGAACUUAGAGAGUACCGCAAACGACUUUCGUGGGCCAGCAGUGGUAGUAAUUACAUGGCUUCCGGUCUCGCCGCGGGCAAUAAUGGCCUUCAAACGUCACGUUUGAAUACGGAAUUUUCCUUCGACUUUCCCAAAUUUGGCGACCUUCCAGGUGCUAUGUUUAACAAUGGGUCCAUGACAAAAAUCCAAAGUCCUUCGACUUCAUCAACGGUAUCUCCUCUUACGGCAAUGCAGUAUAGCGCCCCUGGUGUUUUGAAUAGAGAUAUGUUCAGAACACACAGUUCUUUUGGCCAGUCCCCACAGCCCGGCACCGCAGGUAUGUUAGGAUCACGAAAUGAAGCUCUCCGCUCUUUAUACGGGCGCGGAGUUGGCGCCUCUCAGCAAAACAACCCCUCCUACAAUGCAAACGGCAUACCUGUUAAGCCUUCGAACGGCGUCGAUCAAGCUAAUCGACAGGGAAGCUACUCAUCACACAGAUCUGGGCCUCUGGGUGCAUCGAACACGAAUUCUCCUUCGACUUCUUCCGAAUCUCAUCACGCCCAGUCUUCAUCCAUUGGCACGUCCCCUGAACCUGCUGUUAACUCACCUCCUGCGGCGAAGGACGAGACAAAACGGAAUACCAAAAAUGCCAGCAAUAGUCCCGUUCCCCUAGACGAAUGUGAGAAAUCCUUUUAUGAAAAGCUCAACGAAGCGUGUGGGUGUGCUGAAGAUCCAGUUCCGGUAGCCUUGUCACGUCAGAAGGAGAAUUCGCAUUCGUCUAACCAGCAGACGAGCCCAGAAAAUAACACCAACAGUUCUCCCGGACUCAAUUGGCUAGUUCAACAGAAUGGUGGUCAAUUUGACCCUGUCCUUUUCAAUGACUAUCGCGAACCACAAGACGCCGUCUUGUCCCAGGAGUUUGGGAGUUUCUUCAAUGAUGCAUUCCCUCUUCCAGACCUGAGCAACUCGUUCCCGAAUUUCGACCUUGGAUCCAAUCCAACUCCAAAACCUGAUCUUAUAUCUCAGAUUGAGCAGUCAGUGGAUGCUGAUGAAGAGGUCGUGCCCGGCGAGGACAGGUCACAGAUGUUGUCAUGUACAAAGAUAUGGGACCGCUUGCAGUCCAUGGAGAAGUUCCGCAACGGCGAAAUCGACGUUGACAGCCUAUGCACGGAAUUGCGCACCAAAGCACGAUGUUCCGAAGGCGGAGUUGUUGUGAACAAGCAAGAUGUAGAGGACAUCAUGACUCGAGCAAGAAAACUCUCAUGAAAGAGUUCGGGUACGCUUUCCUCGAAGAUUCGAAAAUAUGAAAAGGGAAAAAUGGUAUUCGUUUCUUAAUUGCGCAUGUCUUGUCUGCUCGAGAUUCCCACUUCUGCACCUCUUGUUUUGCCACUGUCUUAACACGAUAGCCUGCCCUGUAACUAGGCUUCCAUUGAUAUAUAUAUGCGCAGGUUUUCGCGGCCCUGUAGCACCUGAACAUUUUACAUUCCAUCUUUGAGAUCUAGUUAUUAUGUUCUUUAUUUUGUUUAUACGGC